Molecule: messenger RNA, 492 nt
Organism: Mycotypha africana
Lineage: Eukaryota; Fungi; Mucoromycota; Mucoromycetes; Mucorales; Mycotyphaceae
Exons: 1
Coding region: 1-492 (163 amino acids)
Source: RefSeq, a predicted model, not a curated record
AUGGCAACAUCAACAAAAAAGCCAACCACGACAUUCAAAGGAAUGGCGAUUUUGUGCUUCUACCCAAAUGGAUUACUUCAGGGGCACUGUAUAAAUACACUAAGUAACGAAUCGCCCUUUAGCCUUGCAGGAAAUAAACUGAUCGAUUAUGAGGAUCCAAAACAUAAUGACUGCAUGGAGCCCAAUGAUUUCUAUAAGAUCGUUCUUCGUUCUAAUUAUAAAGCAAAACAAGGAUCUGAUUCUAUUGUAUCUUUUAUCCUCCGCAGAGAAGCCGAUAAUGAUGCCAGUGGGCUUUUCACGCACGAACACGAAGUACAUUUGAAUGAAGGUCGUCAAUUAAAGUUUACAACGCAGCAGUUUCUGUCCGGACAGAAAGCCUUGAAUGUUAAAAACAGGUACUUGAAGCCUUCAGCAGACAGUUCACAUUUGUUCAGCAAUUGUCACAAUGAUGACCUUAUCGUUUGUAUGGGAGAUAUCGAAUUGGUAAUGUAA